AUGCCGUCGUACGCCGUCUGCAUCGCCCUGGCGAUGGCAUCUAUCGACCGCGCCAAGUCAGUUGGCAUCACCACCGACCAGAUCUAUGCCUUUAUGGAGUCGCACAGUGACGUCUUGCCUUGUGUUCGGCGAAAAAACUGGCGCAAUGGCGUUCGGCAUUGUUUGAGUGGCCAUCAUGGCCUCAUUCUGGGCGACAACUCAGCUGGUACAGAUCCCACCGCGACAGAAGACAUUGAUGACGGCGAUGACGACGAUGACGUGGCGGCCACCGAUAAUGAGGAUGCAGGCAACUCGACUGCCAAACACAGCCACAACAUGUCUGCUGCCGUACCCAGCGGCUUGGCGUCGGAUGGCAUGGGCACUCGCUACAGCAACCGGCCCCUCCCUGUUGGUCUUGGUGCAAUGCCCGAGGCUGGUUUGGGCGUCAAUGGCAUGCCUGCCAGUGUCACGGGCAUGCCUGGUGCGACUGGUAUGAUGCCCGGCGUCAUGUCACCGCAAAUGAUGGGCAUGCCCGGAUUUGUCAACGCUGAUCCUGCAGCCUAUGCAUCUUACAUGGUCCCAAACAUGAUGUACAAUCCAGCCAUUGCCAGUGCCAGCAUGGCGCCGACGCAAAGCACUCCAAUGCAAGCAGCAUUCCUGCCACAGAAUGGCAUGGGUGCUUAUGGCACCAUGCCCACGAACAUGAGUGCCUAUCCACAGAAUCUAGCGAUGCAAGGGACGCCCGGCAUGAUGACGGCGGUUGGCCUCUCAAUGCAGCCGCAAGCACAACAACAUCACUCUUCGCAGCGGCAGCAGGAACACCAGCGGCAGCAAUCUUUUCAACAACAGCAACAUCUACAAUCACACCAGAUGCAGCAACAGAUGCAGCAACAGAUGCAGCAACAGAUGCAGCAACAGCAAAUCCAGAUGCAAAUGCAGAUGCAAAUGCAGCAGCAGCAACAGCAACAGCAACAACAGCAAGCCUACAUGCUCCAACAUCAAGCGCGAGGCAACUAUGCCUCAGGUGCCCCCGUACCUGGAUUCAUCCCCAUGUCUUAUUUUGGCGGCAACUACCCGGGCAUGGUGCUCAGCAGCUCUUCGGCUCCAUCGGCGAUGAUGCCGCCAAUGACUGCCCAUCCGGUCUUAAGCCAGCUGCGCACCAAAUUGGCACAGACUGGCACGGACACUAGUCAAAGGGAUGACGGUGAAAGGAGUGAGGUUCCUGCUCAUGGUCGGAGUUCGUCACCCUCGAGGCCUGCAUCGCCACACCGUGGCCAGUCAUCCGGUGGCAAGAGCAAGCGUCGCGAGCAUCCUCGAUCCAAGUCUACCAUCAACGUCAUGGACUCUGGCGUCGCCUCUGAAAUGAACGAUCCUAGUUCAGGAGCCUCGUCGGCAGCGCAUGACUCCAACUGCAACUCUUCCACGCAAACGCGCAGCGCUUCAGUGUCUGUUCACAUGGAGUCUGAUGGCCAUGCCCUGGUUGCAGCCUAG
Monosiga brevicollis MX1 is the source of this 1470-nucleotide messenger RNA. RefSeq lists its product as uncharacterized. The record is from RefSeq and is a predicted model, not a curated record. Gene Ontology annotation, biological process: regulation of DNA-templated transcription. Bases 1 to 1470 code for a protein of 489 amino acids. The transcript has 2 exons. Lineage: Eukaryota; Choanoflagellata; Craspedida; Salpingoecidae. Gene Ontology annotation, molecular function: sequence-specific DNA binding; DNA-binding transcription factor activity.